CGUCUACGUGAACGAAAAAUUGCCGGCUAAUGCACAGCAAGAGCAGAGAACGGCAGCCACCGUACCAAUGCGCUCUCCUUGCUUUUUUCUUGGUACAAUCACCGACCGGCACGUAGAUCUAUAUAAAUGGGAAUUGCAAGCUCGUACGCUGCAGCACUCGGACCUCCGCCGUAGGUUCCGCAGCUUCGAGACAGUCUUAUCAUCUACCUCGCCGGGAUUUUUUACCCUCGCGAUUCCGCCGCGAUCGCGUAACGCAACGUCGACGUCCGGUGCGAGGAGGAAGCAGACAGGAAGUACCGCGGUCCCGCGUCUCGUUUCUCCUUUCGACGACUCUUCAUCGAACACGACGAGAAGAUGCUUUGGAUAGACGGCAGCAUGAUCAAUCAUCGCCGUAUCAGCCCGCGCGUCUACCUGGCGUUGGUGAUCUGCGCGCUGUCGAUCAUUAACACGAUCAACGCCGCCGCGGCCACCGCCUCCAUGGACAGCGCGAACACGUGGACGGAGUUCUCGACCUCGUGCGCCGCCGAGGACGCGAAGAACGUGUCGGUUUCCUGUCACGGGGUGCGAAUCGUCCGGAAGAUCGUGCAGCAGCUGCUCGACACCACCACCAAGGAGCGGAACAUUGAACUGUUCGAGGGCGUGAGCUUGGUAGACGUACCCGGAAGUUCCCGAAAGGCCAGGGUGCUGAAGGGCUUUGGCACUCUCGGACCCUUCUUGCAGUUCCUGGAGGGAAGGGAACUGCGGGUGAAACUACCCUCCCUGUUGCCUCCCAACAUCGAGAGCGCCCUGAAGGAGAGCCUGCCGUCCGAGGCCGAAGCGAGGAAGGAGGGAGGCGGUUUGGGCGGUUUUGGCGGCGGUGGUGGCGGUGGUGGCAAGAAAGGCGGCGGCGGCGGACUCCUCCUAAUGGCUCUCAUGAUGGGUAAGAUGAUGGCCGCGAUGGGCUUUGGCGCGUUGGGUCUCCUGGCCAUGAAGGCGCUGAUGGUCUCGGCCAUGGCCUUGAUGCUAUCGCUGAUCAUAGCUGUGAAGAAGCUGACGAGCGGCGGCGACGAUCACGGUGGUCAUCACGUCGUUUACGCGCAGGACGUCGGCCAUCAUCAUCGCAAGAAGAGAUCGAUUGAUGAUGAUGAUGACUCCACACUGCUGCCCUACCGGGGAUACGCCAAUCUCUACGCUAACUUACGGGCGUCCUGAUGCCUUCGCUGAUUGCAGCAUCGACCGCGCGGAAUUGAACUGACUGCUCCAAAAAUCUAUUGACUCUCCUAGCGCCUCUUGAAGCUCUUUUCUUUAAAGAUAGACCACGGACAGACCCGACGUUGACAGUGGCGCGCCGAGACGAUUGCAUAAUUCAUUCAUAUCACAUUUGUAUCAUCGCCUCCCUCAUCACUUUUCUCGCUCAUCUCUCUAACGCGACGCGCGCCUCUUUCAACGUGGUCCCCUUGUCCGGCUUUUCUCCUGGCCGUAAAACCGCAAACGUCAGUCGCGGUAGGAGGGUUAAUGGGCGCUGGAGGAUGACCGAUGACGAGAACGUGACGCGAAAUCAGUGACAGUGACGUCGACGAGACGACAGUGACCGAGGAACUGACGAUUGACAGCUACGGUAGAAAGUGAUGCUUGAUGCGCAUCAAGCCGCAUCUGCCGCUCACGACAAAAAUGUGAUAUUCGAUUCCUUCUGGCCCAUACCCCGACCCGCAACCACGACAGGACUCUCUUUCUCUCUUUCUGUUUCUCUCUCGAGUGAACAAACAAUUACAGACAACGCAGCGACGCAAGCUUCGACGCAAGAAACCAAAGUACGUUGUUCGAUUUUUUUAUUUAUUUAUUUAUUUUUCUACACACUGUAUUUAUUAUUGCAACACACGCAUACACACCCACACACACACACAUACACACACAUUAAUAAAGCAAACGUGCUUGAAGGAUACCAUGUCUGCACUUAUUAACGUCCCGAUCGAGGCGCGAUCCUCGAUAUUAUUUAUCAUUAAUUUCAUGAAAGGAAGAAUGUAUCAUAUAAUUAUAAUUUAUACUUUUAUAAUUGAAAAACUUUGUAACGUUCAUAUGUUUACAAGCACAUACUAUAAAUUAAAACUGGAUUUAAACUA
Messenger RNA from Ooceraea biroi (clonal raider ant), 2099 nucleotides. RefSeq lists its product as uncharacterized. Gene Ontology annotation, cellular component: membrane. Lineage: Eukaryota; Metazoa; Arthropoda; Insecta; Hymenoptera; Formicidae. The record is from RefSeq and is a predicted model, not a curated record.